Messenger RNA from Podarcis muralis (Common wall lizard), 1527 nucleotides. NCBI's taxonomy places the organism in Eukaryota, Metazoa, Chordata, Lepidosauria, Squamata, Lacertidae. The record is from RefSeq and is a predicted model, not a curated record.
GCUGACUUUGUGAAAAUUGCCCAUCCAGAUUUUGCUUUCAGAGAGGCUGCUGAGGAAGCCUGCAGAAGCAUUGGUACUAUGGUAGAAAAAUUAAAUACAGAUGUAGAUUUGUGCCAAAGUCUAAGAAAGUUGUUGGCUGAUAAAGGUGUAAUGGAGUCCCUUGAUCCAGAAACAAGGCGAGUAGCAGAACUUUUCAUGUUUGAUUUUGAGAUCAGUGGUAUUCAUUUGGAUGAAGAAAAGCGAAGGAGAGCAGUAAAUCUCAAUGUCAAAAUACUGGAUUUGUGUAACGAAUUUCUCAUAGGAUCUCAUCUUCCAAACAAGGUUGACAAGCACAUUUUACCAGAACACAUUCGGCAUCAUUUUGCAGUUGAAGGCAAUUAUGCCCAAAUCAGUGGUCUCAAUGCUGAUAGUCCUGAUGAUCUGGUACGUGAAGUUGCCUACAAGGUUUUCCUGUACCCAAAUGCUCAGCAAUUACAUUGUUUAGAGGAACUUCUUACCAGCAGAAACCUUCUGGCCCAAUUAGUAGGAUAUGAUACAUUUGCUCAUCGGGCUCUUCAGGGGACAAUGGCCAAAACUCCAGAGAAAGUAAUGCAAUUUCUUGAGAAGCUUUCAGAUAAGUUAUUCAGUCGUACUCUAAAGGAUUUUGAAAUGAUGAAAGGCAUGAAAAUGAAACUAAAUCCUAUAAAAUCAAAAUUGAUGCCUUGGGAUCAUCCAUACCACAGUGGUGUCCUGCGUGCUGAGAGGUAUAAUAUUGAACCCAGCCUGUAUUGCCCCUUUUUCUCUCUUGGAGCAUGUAUGGAAGGCCUGAACAUCUUGUUCAAUAAACUCUUAGGCAUCUCUCUUUAUGCUGAACAGACUGUGAAGGGAGAGGUGUGGUGUGAGGAUGUUCGCAAACUGGCAGUUGUCCAUGAACAAGAAGGAUUAUUGGGAUACAUCUAUUGUGAUUUUUUUCAAAGACCAGACAAGCCUUAUCAGGAUUGCCACUUUACGAUACGUGGAGGCAGGCUAAAAGAAAAUGGAGAAUACCAGCUUCCUGUUGUUGUCCUUAUGCUAAGUUUGCCCCAUUCCACUAGUAGUUUACCAACAUUGCUUACUCCUGGGAUGAUGGAGAAUCUCUUCCAUGAAAUGGGACAUGCCAUGCAUUCUAUGCUGGGAAGGACUCGAUACCAACAUGUCACUGGGACAAGAUGUUCUACAGACUUUGCUGAAGUUCCCUCUAUCUUGAUGGAGUAUUUUGCAAAUGAUUAUCGAGUGGUGAACCAAUUUGCAAGGCACUAUAAAACGGGUCAGCCAUUGCCCAAACAUAUGGUGUCAAGACUCUGCGAAUCUAAGAAAGUUUGUGCUGCUGCCGACAUGCAGCUUCAGAUCUUUUAUGCUGUCUUGGACCAAAUAUACCAUGGGAAACAUCCUCUAGAGAAGUCAACCACAGAGAUUUUGAAAGAAACUCAAGAGAAAUUCUAUGGAUUGCCAUACGUUCCUAAUACUGUGAGUACCAUAUUUCAUGCGGAUUGAUAUUUUAAAAGAAAA